AUGCCAUCAACAGCAACUGAUGAAACACCUCUGACCUGUGGGACACACUUGUAUGUGAUGCCAUCAACAGCAACUGAUGAAACACCUCUGACCUGUGGGACACACUUGUAUGUGAUGCCAUCAACAGCAACUGAUGAAACACCUCUGACCUGUGGGACACACUUGUAUGUGAUGCCAUCAACAGCAACUGAUGAAACACCUCCGACCUGUGGGACACACUUGUAUGUGAUGCCAUCAACAGCAACUGAUGAUGAAACACCUCUGACCUGUGGGACACACUUGUAUGUGAUGCCAUCAACAGCAACUGAUGAAACACCUCUGACCUGUGGGACACACUUGUAUGUGAUGCCAUCAACAGCAACUGAUGAAACACCUCUGACCUGUGGGACACACUUGUAUGUGAUGCCAUCAACAGCAACUGAUGAAACACCUCUGACCUGUGGGACACACUUGUAUGUGAUGCCAUCAACAGCAACUGAUGAAACACCUCUGACCUGUGGGACACACUUGUAUGUGAUGCCAUCAACAGCAACUGAUGAAACACCUCUGACCUGUGGGACACACUUGUAUGUGAUGCCAUCAACAGCAACUGAUGAAACACCUCUGACCUGUGGGACACACUUGUAUGUGAUGCCAUCAACAGCAACUGAUGAAACACCUCUGACCUGUGGGAGGUGA
Molecule: messenger RNA, 678 nt
Organism: Homarus americanus (American lobster)
Lineage: Eukaryota; Metazoa; Arthropoda; Malacostraca; Decapoda; Nephropidae
Product: hepatitis A virus cellular receptor 1-like
Exons: 1
Coding region: 1-678 (225 amino acids)
Source: RefSeq, a predicted model, not a curated record